This is a messenger RNA of Medicago truncatula (barrel medic), 1892 nucleotides long. RefSeq names its product vacuolar-processing enzyme gamma-isozyme. Gene Ontology annotation, biological process: vacuolar protein processing. The record is from RefSeq and is a predicted model, not a curated record. Gene Ontology annotation, molecular function: cysteine-type endopeptidase activity. Bases 163 to 1617 code for a protein of 484 amino acids. The transcript is spliced from 9 exons. NCBI's taxonomy places the organism in Eukaryota, Viridiplantae, Streptophyta, Magnoliopsida, Fabales, Fabaceae.
ACGCUCUUUCCUAUUGCGUCUUUUUCUUUCGAAAUACGUACGCUUUACUAUUGUUACCUUUUUUGGUUUUUUUUAUUUAUUAAGUGAUGAUGAGGUGACAGGGAUCUGUUAUCUUAUAAUCCCAUUCUCCCCACCGACUUUACUUUACCAACCUUCGCUCUCAUGGCUCGCUUUCUCUUUCUCAUCAUCGCCACACUUAUCCCUAUCUUCUCCGCUGCCACCGCCACCGCCGGAGAUGAUUUCCUCCGAUUACCCUCCCAAGCUUCUAGAUUCUUCCAAUCCGAUGACGAUAACAAUGAAGGCACCAAAUGGGCCAUCUUAAUUGCUGGUUCUAAUGGCUACUGGAAUUACAGACAUCAGUCUGAUGUUUGUCACGCGUAUCAAGUGUUGAGGAAAGGUGGUUUGAAAGAGGAGAACAUUAUUGUGUUUAUGUAUGAUGACAUUGCAGACAACCAAGAGAAUCCACGCCCCGGAGUCAUCAUUAACAGUCCACAUGGAGAUGAUGUUUACAAGGGAGUCCCUAAGGAUUAUACCGGUGAUGAUGUUAAUGUUAACAACUUCUUUGCUGCUUUACUUGGAAAUAAGUCAGCUCUUACUGGUGGCAGUGGAAAGGUUGUGGAUAGUGGUCCUAAUGAUCACAUAUUUAUAUACUAUAGUGAUCACGGCGGUCCUGGAGUGCUGGGGAUGCCUACUGGUCCAUUUAUGUACGCGACUGAUCUAAUUGAAGUCUUGAAGAAGAAGCAUGCUUCUGAAACUUAUAAAAGCCUAGUAUUUUAUCUAGAGGCAUGCGAAUCUGGGAGUAUCUUUGAGGGUCUUCUUCCUGAAGGUCUGAAUAUCUAUGCAACAACAGCCGCAAAUGCAGAAGAAAGCAGUUGGGGAACAUAUUGUCCUGGGGAGAAUCCUAGUCCUCCCCCAGAAUAUGAAACAUGCUUGGGUGACCUAUACAGUGUUGCUUGGAUGGAAGACAGUGACAUACACAAUUUGCAAACAGAAACUUUGCACCAGCAAUAUGAAUUGGUCAAAGAAAGGACUUCAAACGGAAAUUCAAUAUAUGGUUCGCACGUGAUGCAAUUUGGUGACAUAGGGCUAAGCAGGGAUAGUCUAUUCCUAUAUUUGGGAUCAAAUCCUGCUAAUGAAAAUUUCACUUUUAUGGGUAGAAACUCAUUAGUGCCACCUUCAAAAACGGUUAACCAGCGUGAUGCAGAUCUCAUCCAUUUCUGGGAUAAGUUCCGCAAAGCUCCUCAGGGUUCUCCUAGGAAAGUUGCAGCUCAGAAGCAAGUUCUGGAAGCAAUGUCUCACAGAAUGCAUAUAGACGAGAGCAUAAAACUUGUUGGAAAACUUUUAUUUGGCAUGAAAAAAGGUCCAGAGGUGCUUGCCAGUGUUAGACCAGCUGGGCAACCUGUUGUCGAUGACUGGGACUGCCUGAAAUCAUUGGUUAGGACUUUUGAGACAUAUUGUGGAUCUCUGUCUCAGUAUGGGAUGAAACACAUGAGGUCCUUUGCGAACUUCUGUAAUGCAGGAAUACACAGUGAGCAAAUGGCCGAGGCCUCUGCACAAGCAUGCAUCAAUAUUCCAGCCAAUCCCUGGAGUUCCCUGCAUGGUGGUUUCAGCGCAUAAUUCCCGGUUACAUAUCGAAGAUUAAUGCAUAAUUGUUGUACGACUAUGCUUUAUAUAUAAUUGUUAUAUUUAUAAUAUAUAAUAUAACGUACAUGGUCAUGAUUUGUUGCACACCCCUCUGUAAAUACAAAUGGAACUCGUGAGGGACCUUCUUAUUAUGUGUAUUAAAACAUAAAUAUAUUAUAAUAUUAAUGUACAUGGUCGUGAUUUGUUACGGACCUCUGUAAAUAGAAACGAGAUGUGUGACGCGGUGCGAGGUCAUGUUUGUACCACAA